AUGGCCCCCCCACGUGCAUCCAAGAAGUCAAGUACCACGACUGCACAGAAUAUGUCGCGCCAAAGUCGCAGACCCGUCGAUGAGGAGACUGACGAAGAGACUCUUGCUGAUCGUACGGACAUGGCCGAUGAGACAGAAGACGACGAGCCCGACGCGUUGCAGGGCCCGAAGCACCAGAAAAUGAUGUUCCAGAGUCUCGAUGAUCAGAAGAAGCGCCAUGCCUCCAACAAGAAAGGAGUGAAGGAGGCAUACAGCGCUACGAAGUCCAGUCUGCAGGACGACAUCAACAAGCUGUUCGAUGAGCAUGAGGACCAGUCAAACACGGCUCACCGCGCGCAAUUGGCCCGUCUCGCCGACCUGCUCGCCCUGAAAGCCUCGCUCGAAUCGCAAAUGGCACGCAAACUAGCCGAUCUGAGCGCAGCCUACGACACCCACUCCGAGGAGCUGUGCAGGGCCGUGGACUCUCGAAUCAAGGAGCUAAAGUGA
Ascochyta rabiei is the source of this 486-nucleotide messenger RNA. RefSeq lists its product as uncharacterized. NCBI's taxonomy places the organism in Eukaryota, Fungi, Ascomycota, Dothideomycetes, Pleosporales, Didymellaceae. The coding region runs from base 1 to 486 and encodes 161 amino acids. The record is from RefSeq and is a predicted model, not a curated record. The transcript is spliced from 3 exons.